AUGGAUUAUGGGCAAUUUGGUGAUGUUGUGACUUUCGACACUACUUAUAAGUUAAAUAGUGCACAUAGGUCAUUUGCAUCUUUUGUUGGAUUUAACCAUCAUCGGGAAACUGUUAUAUUUGGCGUAGCUUUAAUGUAUGAUGAGACCGUCAAUUCUUUUAUAUGGAUUUUUAGAAGAUUCUUAAAGGCGAUGUCAAGUAAGGCUCCAAAAAUAAUUUUUACGGAUCAGGAUGUUGUAAUGGCUAAGGCCAUACCUGUUGUACUGCCUAACACAAACCACCGCCUUUGCACUUGGCAUUUGAUGCAAAAUUCAUUAAGGCAUGCAAAUUCUAUCUUCAAGGAUAAGAAGGUCAAGGAUAAGAGGAUGAAGAGUGUUUUAUCCAAAUUUUAUGUACGGAAAAAUGGGGUUGAGGAAAAAUGGGGUUGGCCAUAUGUCAGAAAUGCAUGGGGUGCAGGCAUGAGUAGCAUCCAACUUAAUGAAUCCUUUAAUGCUUUCUUAAAGGAUUUCAUUCAAUCUGAUCGUAACUUAAUGCAAUUUUUCAUGCUUUUUGAUCGAGUUCUUUGUGAGAAGAGGUACAAAGAGUUACAAGCCGAUUAUGCUCUAUGCCAAAAAUUGCCAAGGGUGAAUAUAAAAGUGAAGAUGAUGGAGCAAGCUACAGAUGUUUACACCAAUAAAAUAUAUGCAGAAUUUCAGGAUGAGUAUCUCAAGUCCCUUGAAGUAAACAUUGAAGAAACUGAACAUGCCGGUGAGAGUACCGUGUAUACGGUUCUUGAUAGUGCUGGUGUAAAGGUGAGAAAGGUGAGAGUGGAGUGUGAUGGUUCAUUGACUUGCAAUUGUAGGAAGUUUGAAAUGAAAGGCAUUUUAUGUAGUCAUUGUUUGAAGAUCUUUAGAGACACCCUCAAGUUCAAAAAGAUUCCUUCACAAUAUAUUCUCAAGAGAUGGACUAAAAAAGCAAGAGCUGAAAAUGUGAAAGAUAGGUGUGGGCAUGAUAUUAAGGUUGAUGUAAGAUUGCAUCAAACUUCACGCUAUAGAUCAUUGAUGGCAAUAUUCAGAGCAAUGGCGUAUAGAGCUUCUGAAAGUAAGGAAACAUAUAACUCGACAGUAGAGAAAGUGGAUGAAUUAAUUGCAAUAAUUGAAAGCAUGUUAAGUUCAAAAUGCAAUAUGCCUUUUUCAAAUACUAUUGAACAAGAAAGCCCUUCCAACACAUGCCCCAAAUGCUUUGAACUGGAUGGUGUAGUGGAUACAAAUGUAGUUUAA
Camellia sinensis is the source of this 1257-nucleotide messenger RNA. NCBI's taxonomy places the organism in Eukaryota, Viridiplantae, Streptophyta, Magnoliopsida, Ericales, Theaceae. The record is from RefSeq and is a predicted model, not a curated record.